Molecule: messenger RNA, 3676 nt
Organism: Pieris brassicae (large cabbage white)
Lineage: Eukaryota; Metazoa; Arthropoda; Insecta; Lepidoptera; Pieridae
Product: GTPase-activating Rap/Ran-GAP domain-like protein 3
Exons: 24
Coding region: 356-3316 (986 amino acids)
Biological process (GO): regulation of small GTPase mediated signal transduction; activation of GTPase activity
Cellular component (GO): cytoplasm
Molecular function (GO): GTPase activator activity
Source: RefSeq, a predicted model, not a curated record
GUUUCUUCGCGGGAAAACUUAAUUGCCUUGAAAAAGUCAUACGAUUUUCGUAUAAGUGUAGCAAGUAUUGUGUUAAUUGUUCGUUGUCAGUGUAUUUUAUUGAAUUCCUAAAAAAUAAAUUUUGAUCUAUCCGUUUAAAAAGGAAUUUAAAGAAAUUGUUUUGUACAUUAAUUACCGUAUAUAAAGAAGUGAAACAUUUAAAUUAUUCGACAAAACAAAAUUUUUAAUAUUCUCUGCUAGUAUUACUUUGUGAAGUAUUAAAUAAAAAUAGAUAACAGCAGGAACUAUAAUUGAAUUUGUUACGGAGAUAAGUAUUUCAAGUGACACGCGUAAAAAGCGUUAUAGUGGAAGCCGCAUGGUUUGCGAUGGUCGCGCAAUGCUGUGCCUCGAGUCCCUGGUGACAAGGUGGCGUGAACGUGGUGAACGGAGUGAGGCGAGGCGAACCCGUUCGCGUAGCCUAUGCUCAUCAGCAGCCGAUGGCAGCCUCCUGCAACUGCUGCAAAGACGAGCCAGUAGUGCCAUCUCAUCAGCGAGCGAGCUAAUCUCCCGACGUGGUGUUUUCUCACGGCGGCAAUAUGGCUCUGUGGAACAGUUAUCCGCAACAGCUGGAGAGAUCAGUGGGGCGGUGGACACGAUCAUCCGCCGAUAUCGACUUGAAAACGGGAAUUCACUUGGCGAGAAGGAUGAGUUAUUUGGACCACCAAGUGCUCCGGUACUCGAGAACCCUGAAUUUCAAACGCGGUGGUACUUCAAAUAUUUUCUCGGAAAAAUGCAUCAAAACUACAUUGGAGUAGAUGGCGCACGUGAACCAUAUCUUCUGAGCGUUGUACAGGAAGGGGCUGGACUUUUACGAGCAAUUCUCUUUAAUAAAAUGGGCGCACACAAAAUUUAUUUACCGGCGAGUGCUUGGAGUGGUGGAGGAGGCCAAACCCCAACAAGGCCGACCCUUAAACAGAUCCUAUCGCAGUUCACAGCCAUUGAGAAAAUCGAUAAAAUGCCCAGAGAGAUCACGUGCCCGGAACUACAAAAGGACAUAUUGUUACUUGAAGAACAGGAGGGGUCUGUGAAUUUCAAGAUUGGUGUCGUUAUAAUGAACCCCGGCCAGAGGACUGACGACGAAAUGCUGUCUAAUGAAAAAGGUAACGCGAAAUGGGACAAAUUUAUUUCACUUUUGGGCGACAAGAUUCGAUUAAGAGGCUGGAACCGAUUUCGCGGAGGCUUGGAUGUCAAAGGUGACAUGACAGGCAGCCAUUCCAUUUACACGAUGCACCAAGGGCAUGAAAUUAUGUUUCAUGUAUCAACAAUGUUGCCGUUUUCUAAGGACAAUAAACAACAGUUGGAGAGGAAGCGGCAUAUUGGGAAUGAUAUUGUCAACAUAGUGUUCACUGACGAUGCCGCACACAACACUUUCAACCCCCAAUGUGUGAAGAGCCACUUUACACAUAUAUUUGCCGUAGUAUCUGAGGUGGAGGGUGAAGGGUACAGGCUUAGCGUGUACACAGAUGACACGGUGCCCCCGUUUGGCCCCUCACUCCCUUGCCCACCGAUAUUCAGCGACCCCCAGCUCUUUAGGGAAUUCCUUUUGGUAAAACUAAUGAAUGGAGAGAAGGCUGCGUUUCAAACGCCAACGUUCGCUCUAAAGAGACAAAGAACAUUGGACACGUUAAUUAGAGAUAUUUAUGCAGAACAUUGUUCCGAUCACAAAGUGCCAAUGUUAUCUCGGCGUGCCCUAUCAGACGUGUGGUCAGGCGGAGCAGGGGCAGGAGGCGCGGGCGCAGCACGUACCGAGCGAUUUCUUCACGUAGGGCAGGCACUUAAGCUGGAUGCUGUGUUAAGAGGCGAUGCACCUACCAGCCUUGUGUCUACCGGCUCUGGGGGUUCCCGAAGAGCGCCUUGGGAGGGAAGGUUAUGGCGCGCGGCUCCACUUCCCGCCACCCCUGUCUGCGCUGAGCAACUUGAUGAAAGCCGAGUGCUCCUCUCUACUACAUCGAAUACUUAUAUUUUAGAAGAAAGUGGCACCACAAGAGUGGUACUACGUUGGGAAGGGUGUGUCCGAUCCGCAAGGAUAACAGAACGCGCUGGCCUAUUCCGAGUGGGAGCCAGAGCUACCUCAGGCGGGGGUUCCACUACAGGCGGUGCGGGGGGUGCGGGGUUAUAUGCCUUACCAAUACAUGAACUAUGUGCUGGGGCUUGGGCCAUGCGACCAUUGCAAGAUUGCAAACACGCGAGACUUCCUCGUACUAAGACUGCACAUUUCUUUGAUAUACUAGAACAAGGUGAAAAUGGGAAAACUUUAUUAGCGGUAGCAAUAGGAAGAAGAAUUCUACUUUUAGUUGAAGAGCCUAAGACUGAACAUGAGAUGGGCUUUGAAUAUACUCAUGUCAAGGAUAUUCAACUGAGUGAAACUCCAGUAUUAUUAAAGUUAAUGGACGGCGAACUUCCUGUCACAGUUGUGGGCUACAAACAUCAUUGGGAGGUGCUGGAGACUAGUACAGGCCAGACAGUGAAACGAGUUGAUGGUAGCGAAGAAAGCGGCCCCCGUCGCGGCGCUCUUGUUAACGCCUUAAGAAUUGGUGACGAUAGAGAUGUACAACUAUUACUAUGCUAUAAUCACACAUGUCACUUCGAGCGCUUGACAACUAAAGGCUUGGAGAGCGACAGCGAAUACGACUUCCAUUGGACCACUGUUCCUACAGCCGUUGUGUGUGCGUUUCCCUACAUAAUGGCGUUCGCAGAAGAUUUGUUAGAGAUUCGUUUGGUGGCGAACGGAUCUUUGGUCCACGCAGCUUGCAUCCCAGGCCUUAAAAUUCUAUGUGGAAAAAAGGACAUAUUCUACGUGGCAUGUGCCCCUGAAUACGUCCCCUUGGGCCGUGAUAUAGACCCAUGUCUCGGCAGACACGAAAACUACGAGCUGGUGAGGCAGAUGAGCAAAUGUGGUCCUUACUCAAUAGACGACGACGAUGAUUACAAAAACGACCAAGCGAACAGGACACCGGAAAACAAUUCAGCGUCAAGCAGAAGCAGCUCCAUAUCAUCAGAACAGGAGAAUAUUCGUCCGCCACUUCAUAGAAUGACGCCCAUAUCUCCACCCACAUCACCUCAAGAGAACAGCGGUCGUUGUGUGCGAAUUUACAAAAUUCCGCAGAGCAACCUAAGCGCGGCCACUUACCAGCGACAGUCAGUGUCGGCCGACCACGUCGUCACUUCAUACUUCUCUGACAGGCCAAAUAGCAUAAGACAGAAAUUGGCAGAACUGCGAUGGGACAGCAAAUCACGUGGUGGUGGCGAAGAAGACACCGUUCAUAAUUCGCAGUAAAUAAACGUGUUAUUAAUGUAGUGUUAACCUCUAGUUUCAAAUUGUACUGAAGUGGUGAUAAAUCAUGUAAUAUUUGAGGUUACCCGCACAACUGAUACAAAUGUUUAAAAUUAGCUUACCGUCAAUGUUUAAUUUAUAAAGAGUUAUAUAUAUUUUUCACUUUAAAAAUCUGAGUUUGCUUCCUCACUGGGAUAUCCUAGAAACGACAACAAAACGAUUUUUUUGAUAACACAGAUUUGGUCCUUAUUUAAAAAUAUCUACAACUUACGUCGUUGUAUUUUAUAAUAAUAAAGUUGUUGAUAUUGAUUGCGACAGAUUACGCGACUAAUCCUAGUCGAAAUCGAAAUAGACACAGAAAUG